UGUAUAAUCUAAGUCAAAUAGAUGAUCAUGUUGUCAUUUACAAAUCGACACAAAUCGACACAGUGACAUUAGUUGCUCAAUAUAAUAUAAUUAGACAUGUAUAAACAAUAAGAAAAGCAGCCAUUUAAAAGGCUACAUAAAAUAUAAAUCAUGAGCCAAUAGCCUGGCAUGUGGUCCCUACUGAUCUCCUCACUCAGUGAAUGGUCCAUAACGGAAGCAGGCCAGAAUCGAAUAACCACUUUCUCUCUAAACAAUUCUCAUCCAAUUAUGUCCCCAAGCCUUUCAUCUCAAGUUACUGCGCUCGCUCUGCGCACUGGGUGACCGCGACCACCUUGUGCCGCAUUACUCGUUUUUGCAAAAUAUCAAGCGAUCAAGCCGCAAUCUAUUUUUAGAAGCCGAACGAGGCGGUGGUUUGUAUGGUCGGUGUUAUGCUUUCAGAUUGUUGCCAUGAGCCGAUCAUUUAUGGUGCGUAAACUCAUUUGGAGACGGGCCGGGCGCAGUGUGUGUAUCCAAGCAACAAGCUUCAGCAAACUCAAAGGGAUAAAGGUUACAUUUACAGUAGAUGAACGGGGAGGUGGAUUGUCGAACAUUAUUCAGGCACCCAGUGCAAGCUUAGAGAUUCUGCUGGGAUUCAUAUUUUUGUCUUUAACACCAGAUGUAGAUCAUGUGGGGAGUUAAUCAACACUUUUAUGGAAUGUAUAACUGAGUGGAAUUAUUUACAAAUGAUGAUGACAGAUUUUAAACCCGGACCUCUGUAUUUCUUUGAUCAGCCAACAGGACUGGGACGUAAGAAGUGCCCCAGAAUGCCCUUGGAGCAUUGCUUUGAUCUAGCAAAUGGGGGCGUGCGCUUGGCACCAAUCAGAAGUGAGUGUGUUAACGAUGACAAAUAUGAAGCAAAGAAUGAAGACAAUGCACACAAAGUGCAAAAUAAUCCCUCUACCACUGGUAAACCAGAUACCUGGCCCUCUAUCAACGGAGCGUUGGACAUGGGUGGUGAUGAGAGGAAUCCGGAGGCCGCGGCGGUGCCAGCAGACUGGUUGGAUGACAUGGACCCGAUGGAUGCAUACAAGCAUAUGGCCCCUCAGUUGUUGAGCGAGUUGGGGAGUGUGCUUUUGCAGUAUGAAGGGAGUGAGGAGGGAUGUAUUCCACACGGCCUUGUGAACGUUCUGAAUUACUCAUGGAAGGAUUUGACCGCAGGGGCAGUUCAUGUCAAACCAUCUUGGAAGUUGGGUGUCGGCAGCGGGAGUGGUGAUGGCGGGAAACCUUGCAAGUCGAAGUGCUCCAUGAAUUUCGAUGACACUCUUCGGCAGAUGGCGGGAAAGAGAAAGACAAAACAGAAACCGUCCAAGAUGGAAAAUGGGUCUGAGAGGCAGCCUCAAGACUCCAAUUUACGCAAAAGAUCCUCAGUUUCCCAUGCACAAAAAGCUCAUGUGGCCACAACUAUAAGUUUCUCCAUCUCUUCAAAAACCUAUGAAGAGCAAGGUUGGAUCGUCCAGCCUAAGGAGCCAAUCCAUGAGGAACCUCAGUGGACUAAGCUGUGUCGUUGGGUGGUAGAGAGGCUACAACUGGCUAAGAUACCCAUAAAACAGACAACGGAGCAGGCAGAGAGUGGGCUGAACAAACCACCCAUCCUCCGUCACUAUGGGGAUGCCAAGCCACAUGUUAAACACCAGAAGAAGACAGGAGGAGGAAGCGGAGGAGGAGGCAAGACCUGGCCUUACCCUCAGAUACCAGAGGUGAACCAGGAGGACCAAGAUUCACCGCGGCAGAAACUACACUACAGGAUAAAUGAUGGUUCCUCCUUACUAUACUACCCGUCUGGUUUUGUAGCAGUGUGUCAGAGCCACUCGGGUCUGUCCUGUGGAGGGUUCUAUACUAACGUGUUCAGUGACCAACUCAGCCCUGUUACACUGGCCAGCAUCACCGCAGUAGGACGGGGCGCCGUCACACACCCACUCAGUGGGACUGUUACUGCUGUGUGGGAUCAGCGUGGUGGGAUGACGUGUGACCCAGAAGGAGCUGUCACUAAGGAAUGGAUCUGGCAGACUGGGGUUAAGGAGAGGAUAGUCAUUCAGGUGUCUGAUCAGAUCUCCGUACGGAUGUUGAGCGGUACCUGUACCACCCUCAGCUUUAAGAGUCAGAAUGAGAGUGUCCAGCUCCCACUGUCCCCCCUGCCCAACAUCAUCCCAACUAAAGAAGCCGCCUGUCUGCAGACUGAGGGGGCGUUCACCUCUCUGGCAGCCCAGGAGCUCUCCCUGAGUAAGAAGCACCAGAAGAACCAGGACCAGCCCAGAGACAGCAAGAGGGUUUCAGUGCGUUCCAGUGAGGUGCUGACCCGGGAGGUGGAGAAGCUGGAAGAACCCUGUCCCUUCAGGAGAGGAGGAGGACGGGCAGGACGAGAGCUGAAAAGACUCCAGAGAAGAAUAUGUAAUAUCCUGGACGACUGGCUGGAGUUCUACCGGGUCGCCACAGGUAUCAAGUGCCCAGAUAUAGAGCGGAUGUCUGAUGGUCCAAUGCGGCCCAGACUGAAGAGAGAGGGCCAGUCAGCAGCCCUGCCCUCCCUCCACCCCACCACAGGGCUGUCAGACAGUACCCGGGGUCUACCAGAGGGGGGAAGCACUGCGCUACUUGCCAGCACCAGACACCUGCCUCUGUCUGCACCUACAGAUGUCCUCCUGCCAGGCUCCACCCACAAGUUGUCAUGGACAUUUUCUCCAAAGAGGCAGGGCAAGGAGGGAAGAGAGGAGCCCCUUCAUUUCACACAGUCAGGGACCUUCAGAGUCCACAGCAACAUCAGACUGGAGUCUGUAGUGAUCCCGAGAUGCAGUCCGGAGCUCCGUCUCGCUGCCCAACUCCCCCACUACACAUCCUCCAGUCCCUCCACCCCUUACCCCCUCUACAGCCCGUGUCCUGCCCAGCUCAGGGCCGCUCUCCUGGGGUUAGAGGGCCGGACUCACAGGCUGUGUCGCUGUCGCUCCAGGACCAUGCCAAUCCUGACAGAUCAGGAGUAUGAUGCCUUCAUCUGGGGCCAGCCCCCCCACAGUGAACAGAUCCUGGUGGUGUGUGUGACACGCCCGCACCAGACCCCCCUCGCCCCUCACAUCCCCUUGCUGCCCAAUGAGGACAUGCUGGAGCUGCUCUACGAGAGGAUGAAUAAGAACAGGACAAUGCCAUGCACUCAGGUUGAUUUACACACAUUUACAUGAAUAAGAACAGGACCAUUUACACGGGGGUUGAUUUACAUACAUUUACAUGACGGUACAUUCCAUAUCGGGACGUACAAUGUAUCUAUAUAAUUCCACUCUUGAGAUUA
This is a messenger RNA of Salvelinus fontinalis (brook trout), 3313 nucleotides long. RefSeq lists its product as uncharacterized. NCBI's taxonomy places the organism in Eukaryota, Metazoa, Chordata, Actinopteri, Salmoniformes, Salmonidae. The record is from RefSeq and is a predicted model, not a curated record. The transcript is spliced from 14 exons. Bases 690 to 3206 code for a protein of 838 amino acids.